This is a messenger RNA of Phytomonas sp. EM1, 6411 nucleotides long. NCBI's taxonomy places the organism in Eukaryota, Euglenozoa, Kinetoplastea, Trypanosomatida, Trypanosomatidae. The record is from the annotation of a GenBank genome assembly.
AUGUUGGAAAGCCGGCUUUUUUAUUCAAGCAAGGCUAUGUCGACAACGAGAGAGAAGCGUGUCCCUGAUUCAUUCUCUUCUCGAUUUACUAAAUCACGCAGGGCUGCUCCUUCAGCUACUUUACCCAGCGCAGAUUCUGAUAAAACGGAUGGAGUUGGUAAAAACAGGAGCAACUCUGCUCGUACUGCGACACACAACGGUGAUAAGCAAAAGAUACCCUUGACAUCAUCUGAUAAACCACGAGGAAGAUACAGCUCUCAACAUAAAGCCGUUAAUAAAACAAAGUCCUCAGUGUCGCCGUCAAGACAGCGCUCAUCAGGUUUGCGUGUUGAUGGAAAUCGGUUCACCCAACAUGAGAGGAAGCACGAGGAUCGAUCUGCUAUUUUAGCUGAGAAGUCUGAUAAAAACAAAAGCAGUUCGGAACUGCAUAAACUGCUUUGUGAGCAUAAUAACCUUAGGAAAAACUACGCUUUUCAGCGUAGCAAAACUGCAUAUGACUCUUUUUGCUCACUAUGCCUUAAAGUGUUAAGUGAAACGGAUCUCUUGCAGCGAUUGUGUGCUAGGCCUGACAUGGAUGAAAACAAUGAUGAAGGUCAAAGUGGCGAUAUGGAAGCUACCAAGAUACGUUUUCCUGAAUCUGAGGGAAAUGAAGUCCUUCUGGAAGUAGUUGCGGAAAACUCCGCGUCUUGUACACUCUCUGUACGACUUUCUGCUCAGGCUAUGCAAUGGCUUGGUCGUCCGAUUACGUUGCCUGAUAUAUUUUCCAACGAGCUGAUUCAUGUAUUAUCAGAAACGGUAAUUGCAUCGGUUGAUACUGAUGAUACUCACAAAAAGGCCUCAUAUUCUUCAAUAUUACAAGAAAGAUGGCAGCAGCACUGGCUUCAGAAAAAUCCGAAGGAUUUUAAGCGCAUUUUUGAGUACUGUUUCGGUUUAGAAUCCUUUUCUUCACCGCACUUUAUUCACACCGAUGUGUCGAAUUUGACAGCCGAGGCUCCACGCGCGAGUUUUUCAGGUGAAGAGGCAUCGAGAAGCUCUCUCGUUAAGUCGGAUAACAUUGGUGGCGUAUUUGAUCUGCUGCGGACGAUCACCUUUUUUAAAUGGUCUAAGGACGACACUUUGUUGGCCUCACCCCAGACGAAAGGCCUCAGAACGGUCCAAAGCCAUACUAGUAGCCACGAUAAGGAAAAUAAGGGGUGCCCAGAAGAGUGUGAUCCACCUGAUAGUUUCUUGUCCUCGCAUAUCAUGGUUAUGCGUGCCGCUUUGCGAAGUCUGCGUGCCUACGAUAAGAGAAUGGAGGUACAAAACGGCGAGGCCGCUCAAGCCGAUGACGCUCGUUUUCUUGACUGUCUAGAGGAGCAUUCAAACUUGGUGCAGCAACUGCGGAAACACGCACAGGCGGUUCUGGACGAAAUUCCCAAAGUAGACAUCCUGCCGCAGCCUGUUUUUUCUCCUUCCAGCAGCCCAACCUCCGCAAAUCUGCAUCUUCUGACGGAAGAGAAGGGGGAGACGAAGAGCGAGUGCAAUCAUGCAGCCUUGACCAAAAAAAUUCCUGUCUACCGUAUCCAUGUGAUCGAUGUACUUUUUUCUAUUUUAUUUCGCUACAUGCUUCUUCAAUGGCCAUUUCUCACGGAUGCCCACCAACGUGGUAUGUUGUUUCGCCUCGGAACGUUUCCAUGGUUUGCGGAGGACAUUACUCAAUCUAUGGCGAUGUGGUAUACGUUCUGGGAGACUUGGUCCUGGACUGAUGCUUCUGCGGAUUCACAGACUCUUUUUUCCUCUUCUCAACAUGCAACGCCACGUCAACGGCUCCGCGGCCGGCAACACUUCUCUUCUGAUAAAAAUUUGACAGCCUCUUCCGUUCUAUGUGCUAAAGGGAGUUUUUUCAUGUAUAUGCAAUAUCUGCGCAUGAUAUGUUUGCCCCAUGUGCUGGAUUGGCGCUCCGCCACACUACGUUACGUGUUGGGUCUAUCCUCAAGUUUUAAUGCGGUAUUGAACGCAGAAGAUGGAUCGUCCUUGUCUAAGGUGGGAUCCAAGGGGAAGAGCGAGUUGCGUGCAAAUUGCUUGCCACCGCUUCGGGAUGCUGCAUCUAUUUUUUAUAGUUCCGAAAAUAAACAGCGAUUGGCGUAUGAGCUUAUUUAUCUGCUGAUUAAUUGUCUUAAUUCCACCUUGACCACACCAUCUGGUAACGUGAAUCAAAAAAAUCCGGAAGUGGCUGAGCGCAUUGCGCGCAAUCACAGCAGCUCUGCCUCUUAUUUAUAUCGUGAUUCAGUCAGUACGCUGUUUGUGUAUGUCGCGGACAUGGACCACUUUAUAUCGGAGCGUUUCCAUGAAAAUGUGAUGCACCAGAACAAGUGGGUUAUUUUAUUUUCACAGCCCCCAGAAAGCUCUCCAGAUGAGACCAAUGAAAAGACAUCCGUAUCUGCGGCGGUGCAGAAUUUGCAACAGAAUCUUUUAGCACAAUCGACGCAGCCGUACAUGUUGACCAGACAGCUCCUCCAGGUCGUGCUUCCUUCUGCACAGCCCUGGCCAUUCAUCCCCGCCAAGGGCAUGAAAGUCGUGUGGAAGUCGAUCUUCGGUGCGGUGGCGACUCCCUGCUAUCAAAGUUUUGCAUCUAGAAAGACGGUGGGAGAUGAAGAGGCGGCUGACAAGGCUACUACGGCCACCCUGGAAACGCGCGAAACCGCAUGGCGUCUAGUCUACCCGCUAUUGAACAGCCUCAGUGGUGAGUGGCUUCAACAACUCCUCUGGCCUCGAUUGAUAAACGGCCUAAAGGAGUUAUUUCCCCAGAUUUCAGACUCCACAGGGGCGGGGAAGGUAUGGGAAGGCGAGGCUGGGGCUCAACGUCGACAGACCCCUACGAUAGGGGAGGCAAAGGGCGACGACAUCAUCCUUAAGGACCUCAACCGGCUGCUGCAGCUCGGUUAUUUUGGCGGAUUUCUUCUUAUGGCUUUACGGGAGGAGAAAACGACCGCGGCGAUUGAGGUCGCACCAUCAACAACACCCGCGUCUAGUUCAUCUCCUGAGGGUAAGUACGACGAGUGGGCUCAAACCCUCCGUGUGGAGUUCACUGCUGCUGUGCAUCGGCUGAUCACCCAACAGUUAGGGAAAGGUGUGGAUUUCACUCAUUUCUCGAGACCUCUUUUGACGGGUUGGCUUAUUUCCUCGUCAGACAUGGGGGCAAUUCGCACUUUGCUCGUCAAUCAGGACGCCAACAGCGCUACCUCCUACUCCAGUCUUCAUCGGCUUUUCAGCACUUUUAUAUUCAGUGAGGAGCUCAGUAAUGCGGUCCGGGAGUGGGCACGCAAGUGUGAAUCGCUAGCACAUCACAGAGCGCAGCUGGCGCAUGCAACAGAUCCUGUUCUGACUCAUUGGUAUACAAUACUACACGAGGACAAUAUCGGUCUGAGGCCGCUUAAGCUAAGCUUCCUUGGUCUGUAUCGUGAGCUUUGGGAUUUCAUCAGUACACGUCAGAGAGCAGAAGACAUGGCUAAUAAGAAUAGCAAUGGGAAAGCUAUUCUAUCCAAUGAAACGGACUAUGCAAGUGAAACUCCAAUCGAGCAAGGUAGCACCGAGGCAUAUUGCUUUCCUCGAUUGGGUAUUCAUGAACUACCCAUUAUAUUGCGUGUUGCGAGCACGAUGCAUUCACGGUUGGGACUAAAUUCCUUGAAGUCCUUUUUUGGAAACUUCUUUACGAACUUAACUGGUACCAUAAUUCGACAGCUCCAGCGGCAGCACAUAUUACAGAAGCAAUUGGACACCGAAAAGCAUCAUGGACCGGGAAGAUCACUUUUCACACAGGAUGCCGCAGCUUUAGGGAGUGCAACUUCAGCGCCAUCCAUUAAUGCAUCCGUUUCGACUCUCCAGUCGCGUAUGUUUUUUAUCGAAAACAGCCUAAAGAGUAAUGUGCAGGAUCAGCUGUCGCAACUACCGCUCUCAGCUGUGCUUGACGCGUGGUAUCUAGGCCUCAUCUCGAGGUCGGACAUAGAGGGAGUGCUCUGUGGGAUGUGUCAAAAUGACGCGGAUGAGAUGCGAGGAAAAAAAUCAGAAGAGGGUCAGACUUUAACGGAUGGGCAACAUAAGUCAGUUGGAUGGAUUGAGGACACAAGCCAAUUCAAGCAGGAUUUGCGUUCCAGCAAGCAGGUCCGUCUUGUGGCGGGACUCCUCCUCCUCAGAGAAUACCCUUUCACCGCCACCGGCACCUCGAGUGGCGCGCUGAAUAACCAUAUGAAAAGCACCCAUAAAGGAACUCAAGCUGUCAUGGAUGAUGACACCGAGCGACGCAUGGGAUUGACGACCCUCAUGCAACUUGUUUUGCAUAACCUCGUUGAGCUAGAAUACGAGAACUGCAUCUCUGGGGUUGAAUCAAGACUGCACGAUCUCCAUUCGACUAGUCAAUUGACACCUGCCAUGGGGACUUCUCACAUUCUCGCCACCACGGAGGCGGAGACGGCGGGAGGGGUGUCCAUGGUUGAGUACGCUCAGCAGGUAAGUCGAGUGCAUGCAAUUGCUGCCGCGCUGUUUCUUCAGUAUGGACCCGAUCCGAGCCUGCGUACGGAAAUGCCAUUUUGCUGGCCUCGUCAAGGUUCAUCCUCACAGGGUUGCGAGCUGCCCUCAAAGAAAUCAUCCUGUCAGGCUGGCGAUUUGUCAUGCCAUCGGGAGCAUGUUUUAGAGCUAUACGCGCUAUUUCUACACGCCAUGCACGACGCCAUCCCCGGCCUCGAGCGUGGCAUAUCAGAAGAAUUGCUCCUAUACCUCGUGACCAGCACCUACACAGUGCAGCUCCAUUAUGGCUAUGAGCUACAACACUUAGCUCAGACACACGCAGAGAGAUGCAAUUCUGCCAAUGCAAAUGCUAGGGAUCGCCGUCUCUUUACGUUGUAUCGUUCUAUGGCAUCUGCUUCGUUUCCGCUAGACGAAACAACCAAACCUCAGUUACCCCCCUCAACACCAAUAUUUUCUGUGCUUUCUUUAGUCCAACAGGCUGUGGGGCAGCCCUCUCCAGAAGGUUCUUCUUACCCUCCAGGAAUAUUGGAAGCUUUGUCUAUCACGAUGGAAUGGGGUGCAUACCUUGUUUCGCAGAUUCUUCCUCACACCGAGAAGACGCUUUCGCAACUCAAGCAGAAGGGCAAUACUCCAAAUGUGCGUGCUCUGUGCACUUCGACGGUUGCUUUCUGUGGUCUGGAGGCUAUUGGAUUAACCGUAGAGUGGUGGGCGAAAUUUCCCCUCGAGCAGCUACUCCAGCGUGUGGCAAUUGACCGGGGAGAGAUGCAGCGACACCUUAACUAUUUUCUGAUAACCGUGAUGAGCCACUAUAGAGCGUGUACGGCUCUAGUUCCGGCAGCAUCAUACUUGCGUGGAGGACGUGAUUUUAUGUCUCUCCAGAUGCUUAUCAGAACUUUCAAGGCCAUUCUUCUCGCCUCAGCAGCGUUGGAUCCCUCACAGACGACACAAAAUGAGGAACUCAAUCAACACCGCGAGGCCGAGCCGCGUAAUGAGGUGCUUUCAUCAACACCGGGCGUGUCUAUUGGCGAGCAUUAUGAAGCAGAUCAGUCUGAGGAAUCUACUGUUAAAGGUAUCAUCUAUGAUAAGCGCCUUUACACCCUCUCCUCCCGCUUAUCACCCAACUAUGAUUCAUCGCCUCAAUUGCGCAGUCUUUGGAGCGGUUUAGUGCGCUGUUUGUUUGAGCAUCACACGCUGACGGCCCCGGUGGAGCCCUUUUUGUUAGCCCUUCACAGCGGGGCCUCUGUCGGUUGUGCGGAUACACGAGACUUUGAGCAGCUCCUCGCACAUGUGCUCUUUGCUGACGGCGUUGCCGGUCAAUUGCCUCCGUUAGCGGCGUUGGGGUUGGCAGAGUGGGCUGGGAUUCUUAGCGCCUGCGCGACCUCGGUGUGGAACCGCCCCGCCUACACUCAGGUCCUUUGUGAACCUCUACUUAAUUUUGUGAUAUUGUCUACCCAAGAGCCGUUUGCUGCGUUGCGUGAUUCAUCGCCUUACUGCGUUCUGCGUGAAACCCCGCGAAGGUUGGAUGCCGCGACGUACAGUCUGCAGGGUUCUUUGGAGAAGAUACGGCAGCUGUGCAUCGAGCUAUGUCAUUUUCUAGAGUCAGUCAGCGCUUUGUAUGUAGAGGGGGAUAAGUUUUGGCAAGCGUUUCGCUCCAUGGUUGACGCGUGGGUUGAGGAGAUUCGAGCGUGUAAGCCUAGUGAUGGUGCACCGCAGAGUUCGUCAGCGAUUGUUGUUAUGGGGAACGACGAAAUUAACUUUUGGAUCCAAGAGUGGACGAAAAGCUUCAACUGGUCCGUCAAGACGGCUGGCCACUUUGGUCUAGUGAUCGCCUCAGAAGAUGAAGCAAAUCGGGAAGGUGCCUGCGUCGCCGAAUUGAAAGGAAUGGUUCAGUCUUCAGAUAAUUCUUGA